AUGUCUGAGAAAAAAUCAUAUAACGUUGUAAAUAUAUGCUACACUGUUUUAUCAACCCCCAACAUUUCUAAUGUGGGUUCGAUUUUAAAUGUAGUUUUCUCAGACAGCCCGGUUCCAAGCUCCAUAUUUGGAGCAGUAUCCCACCCCGGUUCCGGAACAUUUAUUGCAGAUUUAACUUCAGCAACAGCUCAUAUUCUGACAGCUUCCUUAACACAGGCAUCUCGAGCUGCAUAUAGGCGGUCUUGGGACCUAUUCCUGAAUUACAAACCAGUUACUAACUUACCUUUGCAAGUCUCUGAUGUAUGCAACUUCAUUGGACAUUUAUUUCAAUCCAAUUUGAGUGCAAGCACUAUAUCAUCACACAUAUCUGCUCUGGGCUAUGUCCUCAAAUUGUUCAAUUUGCCAGAUCCUUCUCAAGCCUUUGUAGUAAAGAAACUUCUGCGUGGUUGUCACAAAUUGGCAGGGACUGUAGACUCAAGGCUACCGAUAACGAAAGAUAUUUUAGCAAAACUUAUUGCGGCUUUGUCUCAUACGGUUGCAGCAAAAGCCAACUGCAUAUUAUUAGAUGUUCUGUUUAAAUUAUGUUUUCAUGCAUUCCUUCGCCUUGGGGAAGUGGUUUCAAAAUCUGCAGGAAGUAGCAGUUUGGUGGUGCAGCGGUCAAAUGUCGCCUUUCAAUUUGAGGGUUCUUUACUGAAAUCAGUGCAGAUAGUUCUACAUCAUUUCAAAAAUCAGAAACAUAACAAUCCUUUUGUCAUUACACUUGAGAGCAGCAUAGAUCCAACAAUGUGCCCUGUGGCAGCUCUGCAUCGCUAUUUAUCACAUUUCAAGCAUUCUUCGGGACCCUUAUUCCAGUUCAUAGGGGGAAACCCUGUUACAUAUUCUUAUGUCUCCACUCAACUCUAUGCCGCUGCAACCUUUGCUGGUCUGAACCCAAAGUUGUACAAAGGUCAUAGUUUUAGAAUAGGUUCUGCUACAUAUGCCACAAGUCUGGGUUAUUCUGAGAAUCUGAUCAAACAAUUAGGCAGAUGGAACUCUAAUGCCUUUCGUCGCUACAUAAGAAUACCUGCUUUCAACCUUUAACUUAUUUUCUACCCCAUCCUCUGAUAUUUUUUUUUUACUUGGUAGUCAGGGCGCAUUCAGGUUCAGCAACAACCUUUGGCAGGUCAGUGUCUAACUGCUGCUAAGGACUGUAUCAAUUGACUGUUAUAUCAAUUUUAAGACUUCGAGCAGGUCAGUGUUUAACUGCUGCAAAAAGUUUGGUACUAUGUAAAUAUUUAAACAAAAUAGGUUUUUUGCAAGUUGGUAUCUGUUAUAUUUUCUUUGUAGUAAUUCUUUUUUGCAAGUUGUAGAGAAUUUUUUUUUGUUUUAUAUGCUACACAUUGGUACUGUAUACAUUGCUAUAUGUGGUUGGUGCAAUAUACCUUACUGACUCACUUAGUUACGCUAUCCUUUUAUACACAGAUAUGUCCAAAGUAUGUCUUGUUAUAUACAAGAUCCUUUAUGUUAUAGCACAGGAAUGUGUCAACUUUGGUAACCAUAUACACUGUUAAUUGCAAUCGGGUCAGUAUUUAACUGUUCAUGUGUGAUAAAUGUUUAUUAACUCUCCACAGUCAAACUAGUUAAUUCUCUCUGCUCACCUUGGAUGGCGCCGAUAUGAUACUGUGUUUCAUAUCUUGUGGCCUUAUUUGUUCGCCAUCUUUUUGCUCUGGGUUUGUUUUGAUGAAUUUUUAUUUUGUCAUCUUAUAGCGUAGCAUUAUUUAAGUUAUUUUGUCUUCUUUGGGGGAAAUCAGACUUUGAGUAAUUUAGCUUUGCAGGUACUUUCAUGUAGAGUGUAUUAUCUGAUUUCCCCCAAAAUCUUAUGUUGAAGAUUUCUUUCGUCAUUUGGUAUUGUAAUAAAUGACAAAUUUUCAAUCUCAAUCAUUCUUUGUUCAGAUUUUUUAUGACAGCAAAAAAACGAGCUACGGUGAGCAGAGUUUGGGUAAUAGAAGCUGAUAAACAUAAAUAUAUUCACCGUCGCAAACCACGCCUAAUGUACAUACGUACGGUACUCCCGGACUUAGUAAGCGUGACUAGCGCGGAUGCA
Messenger RNA from Ostrea edulis (European flat oyster), 2083 nucleotides. RefSeq lists its product as uncharacterized. Gene Ontology annotation, molecular function: DNA binding. The record is from RefSeq and is a predicted model, not a curated record. The transcript is spliced from 3 exons. The coding region runs from base 1 to 1080 and encodes 359 amino acids. Gene Ontology annotation, biological process: DNA recombination; DNA integration. Lineage: Eukaryota; Metazoa; Mollusca; Bivalvia; Ostreida; Ostreidae.